Messenger RNA from Phytophthora sojae, 597 nucleotides. RefSeq lists its product as hypothetical. NCBI's taxonomy places the organism in Eukaryota, Oomycota, Peronosporomycetes, Peronosporales, Peronosporaceae. The record is from RefSeq and is a predicted model, not a curated record. The transcript has 2 exons. Gene Ontology annotation, molecular function: protein binding. Bases 1 to 597 code for a protein of 198 amino acids.
AUGGACACUGCCGCUGCCCAUGGCCACUUGAAAGUGGUGCAAUGGAUUCACGAAAACCGCGAUGAAGGAUGCACUACUCAAGCGAUGGAUGGAGCAGCAAUGAAUGACCAUCUUGACGUCGUCAAGUGGCUGCACGAGCACCGCCCAGAGGGGUGUACAACCGACGCAAUGGACGACGCAGCUAGAAACGGACACUUGGAAGUGGUGAAAUGGCGUCAUGAUAAUCGAAAGGAAGGCUGCACUACGAAGGCAAUGGACGGCGCGGCUGCAAACACUGCUGAGAAUGGUCACCUCGAUGUUGUCAAGUGGCUGCACGAGCACCGCCAAGAGGGGUGCACAACCGACGCGAUGGAUAACGCAGCUAGAAACGGACACUCGGAAGUGGUGAAAUGGCUUCAUGUUAACCGCGAGGAGGGCUGCACUACGAAGGCAAUGGAUCUAGCAGCUGCAAAGUGCCACCUAAAAGUGGUCAAGGGGCUUCGAUCCAAUCGCUCCGAGCGGUGCGCUUUUCAGCAGGUCAGCGCGCCUCGAUACAGCAGUGUUCAUAUUCUCCGAAUUUCCAGAGUGCCGUGCCUUCCGUUUGGGGUCAAUUUUUGA